Molecule: messenger RNA, 1727 nt
Organism: Setaria italica (foxtail millet)
Lineage: Eukaryota; Viridiplantae; Streptophyta; Magnoliopsida; Poales; Poaceae
Product: cationic amino acid transporter 6, chloroplastic
Exons: 4
Coding region: 45-1727 (560 amino acids)
Biological process (GO): amino acid transport; transmembrane transport
Cellular component (GO): plasma membrane
Molecular function (GO): amino acid transmembrane transporter activity
Source: RefSeq, a predicted model, not a curated record
CCACAGAACAAGAAAGGGAGGAGGAGAGAGAGGCGGCUACGCCAAUGGCGCUGCGCGACGUGCUGCUGUCGAUAGCGCAGACGCCGCACCGGCUGCGGCGGAGGGCGCUGGUGACGUGGACGCCGGCGCAGGAGAUGAACGAGGUGCGGGACCGGUCGGGGGCGCGCAUGAAGCGGCGGCUCGAGUGGUACGACCUCGUGGCGCUCGGCGUCGGCGGGAUGCUCGGCGCGGGGGUCUUCGUCACCACGGGGAGGGUGGCGCGAGACACCGCGGGCGCCGCCGUCUUCGCGUCCUACGUCAUCGCCGGCGUCUCCGCGCUGCUGUCGUCCUUCUGCUACGCCGAGUUCUCCGUGCGCUUCCCCGUCGCCGGCGGCGCCUUCAGCUACCUCAGAGUAACGUUCGGCGAGUUCGUGGGGUUCUUCGGUGGAGCCAACAUCCUGAUGGAGUACGUGCUGUCGAACGCGGCGGUGGCGAGGAGCUUCACGGACUACCUGGCCUCGACGUUCGGAGUCACGGAGCCCAACGCUUGGAGGAUCGUCGUCGACGGCCUCGCCGAGGGGUACAACGCACUGGACGUGCCGGCCGUCGCGCUCAUCCUCAUCAUAACCAUAUGCCUGUGCUAUAGCACCAAGGAGAGCUCGAUGCUGAACAUGGUGCUCACGGUGUUCCACCUGCUCUUCUUCGCCUUCAUCAUCGUGGCCGGGCUGUGGAACGGCAGCGCGGGGAACCUGGUGCGGCCGCACGGGCUGGCCCCCUACGGCGUCCGCGGCGUCCUGGACGGCGCGGCCAUCGUCUACUUCAGCUACAUCGGGUACGACUCGGCGUCGACCAUGGCCGAGGAGAUCCGGGACCCCGCCCGCGCGCUCCCCGUCGGCAUCGCCGGCUCCGUGCUCGUCGUGUCCGCGCUCUACUGCCUCAUGUCCCUCACCCUCUGCGCCAUGCUGCCCUACAACGAGAUAUCGGAGACCGCGCCGUUCUCGUCGGCAUUCAGGGAGAAGGUGGGGUGGAGGUGGGCGAGCAGCGUGGUCGGCGCCGGCGCGAGCCUCGGCAUCGUGGCGUCGCUGCUGGUGGCGAUGCUGGGGCAGGCCAGGUACCUGUGCGUUAUCGCCAGGGCGCGACUGGUGCCGUCGUGGCUCGCCAAGGUCCACCCUUCUACCGGCACUCCUAUGAACGCCACCAUCUUUCUAGGCUUCUGCACUGCAUCAUUAGCACUCUUCACGGAGCUGCAGACAGUGUUUGAGAUGAUAUCAAUCGGGACCCUCCUGGUCUUCUACCUGGUGGCCAACGCGCUCAUCUACCACCGGUAUGUGAAGGUCGGCGUGAACCGGCCGCUUCAUGUCCUACUCUUCAUGCUGCUCCUCACGCUGAGCUCUCUCGGCUUCUCCAUCUCGAGGAAGAUCGAUGGGUGGUGCAGAUGGGGGAUGACAUUGUUCGGGGCCAUCUCCAUAGCAAUCACCACAAUCUUCCACUGCACAGCACGGCAGGACGUUGCUGGACCACCAUCAGAGUGGUCUGUCCCUCUGAUGCCGUGGCCUGCUGCUGCAUCUGUCUUCCUGAACGUGUUCCUGAUAACCACCCUCAAGAUGAGGUCCUAUCAGAGAUUCGGCAUCUGGAGCCUUGUGAUCAUAGUCUUCUAUGUAUGCUAUGGGGUGCACUCUACAUACUCUGCAGAAGAAAAUGAGGUUGUCAAUGCAAUGAUCCAUCAUUCAAAUCUGGACAUAUCUUAG